AUGGAGUCUGAGUAUAUCGAGGUGCAGCGGGUGAACCCCAGCUUCAUAACCUCGCUUCUGGCGGGCGCUAUGGCAGGUUUGUCAGUGGACUUGCUAUUCUAUCCUAUCGAUACCUUGAAAACACGUUUACAGAGCGCGCAGGGCUUCUGGAAGAGUGGAGGGUUCUCCGGCGUGUAUCGCGGCAUGGGCAGUGUCGCGGUGGGAAGCGCACCAGGUGCAUCGAUUUUCUUUGUCACAUACGAGAGCGCGAAGUCUUUCCUGUCCAGAUCGCUAUACCCUGAGCACAGCCUCGAUGCCAAGGUCAUGUCGCCUACCGUCCACAUGCUGAGUGGCACGAUCGCAGAAAUGUCUGCGUGCAUGGUGCGCGUGCCCACCGAGGUGGUAAAAUCACGGCAGCAAACAUCAGCGUACGGCAGGACCUCAUCGGCGGCGGCUUUCCGCCAGGUCAUCGCACAAGAGGGCGUGCGGGGCCUGUAUAGGGGCUAUGGCAGCACCAUUUUCCGGGAGAUUCCAUUUACAUGCAUCCAAUUUCCCUUGUACGAGGGUCUCAAGCACAAAAUGGCAGGAUACAAGUCCGAGCCAACAUGGCUGCAGGCCGCCGUGUCUGGAAGCGUGGCGGGUGCGGUGGCUGCCGCUCUUACGACGCCGCUCGAUGUCAUCAAGACGCGCAUCAUGCUGGCUAAGGCUCAUGGCAGUACUAGUACUCCCCGUAUUCUUCCAACCCUCCACAGUGUCCUGGAACAACGCGGCGUGCGUGGUCUCUUUGCGGGUGUUGUUCCUCGCACGCUUUGGAUUGGUCUCGGUGGAGCCGUCUUUCUAGGCUCCUUUGAUGGUGCUGCCAAGGUUCUCGAGCUAUCUCAGAGUCACUAA
Malassezia sympodialis ATCC 42132 is the source of this 870-nucleotide messenger RNA. It is a transcript of the gene PET8, whose product is annotated as Pet8p. NCBI's taxonomy places the organism in Eukaryota, Fungi, Basidiomycota, Malasseziomycetes, Malasseziales, Malasseziaceae. Gene Ontology annotation, biological process: transmembrane transport. The record is from RefSeq and is a predicted model, not a curated record.